Molecule: messenger RNA, 5707 nt
Organism: Ostrea edulis (European flat oyster)
Lineage: Eukaryota; Metazoa; Mollusca; Bivalvia; Ostreida; Ostreidae
Product: atrial natriuretic peptide receptor 2-like
Exons: 19
Coding region: 565-4599 (1344 amino acids)
Biological process (GO): multicellular organism development; positive regulation of kinase activity; protein phosphorylation
Cellular component (GO): signaling receptor complex
Molecular function (GO): ATP binding; transmembrane receptor protein tyrosine kinase activity
Source: RefSeq, a predicted model, not a curated record
GGAGGCCGUCCAAACAAGCAACAAUGGGGACCUUCUAGGCGGGCGCUCGCUCUCCCGUUAACCCACACACGUAUUCCGCUUUUAUUCCAUACAUUUAUUAUUUGAGUAAAAUGCUUUGAUGUGUACCGGUGGGAAUAUUUCAGUUCUGAAAAGAGAAGAGGGAAAUAAAAAUUGUCAGCAUUCUCGCGGACGGUGCCGCGCUAAAUAGUUAUAUGGUUCUAGAGCGGUUCACGCGAGGGGGAAGGUCAGACCAGAUCGCUGUACAUUUAUGGUAGUGUUUGGGAGAAUUUUAUGUGAAAACUGAGGUGGGAAGAUGGAUUUAAGAUUGCAGUGUUUGGCUGAGAAGAGAAUGCAAGGGGACUUUUAAAUCCUAGAUAUCGCUAGUCUUUAUCUCUGUAGGAAUUUCUACCUGUUACAUUCAGUAGCAGCUUUUUAUACGACAUUGAAGUAUUGCUUUGAAACAAUUGUCAUCGGACGACCUCAGUCUAUGUGUGUGUGUGUAUCCCAGAAUUCCCUUGUAGAGGGAGGGAGGUCGUCAGCAGGAUGAAGACUCUCAGAUGACCGAUGGCCACCUUGUCUGUGUGUUUGUGUGUGGUUCUCUAUGUCUGUCUACUCCCAUCACCAGUGAAUCCAAAAUGUCUCAACAAUUCAGAAGUGACAGAGAAACGCCAGUUCUACUACAAUGCUCAGAGCUUGACCAUCAUGCUGGAGAGCAGUGGGCGGGUCUCUCAUGACAUCAUUAACAACAUACUGAAGAUUCUUCUGGAGGAGGUGGUGGGGUACAGUCGCGUGGAGGUCCAACAGGAGCAUGGUCACACAUACAAUACCACUGUGGUCCUCAACAGACUACAGGGAUGUACAGACUGCUCAAGUAGUAGGAAUCAAAUGGUACCCAAGUCAAUGGUGAACAUCGAGAUACCAGUCACCCCAGAGCUAAACACAGAAAAAUGGACGUCUUCUGGUCAUGUAGUGGAUUUGGGACAGCUGGGACCAUAUGCUAGACUUGGAAUGUUCCUUCCUGGAUACUCGUCGGAGGAGCUGUGGAGACAGGGGGUGAUUGCUAAUCACUGGAGGUCCCUAUUCCUGCCAGAGGUCAAGGACAAAUUCUCGUACAGGUCAAAGUUCUCCUCUCUUAUAAACCUGACAAUGUCGAGUGACAGUAGCGAUAAUACCAAACAUUUCUGUGAGUCCGGCUGUGACGGAGGAUUGUACUACGGCCCGUCCUGUAACAACCAACACCAGAACUGUUCAGUGCUGUUUUCAACCUACCCUGAAUAUGAUGCAGACAUUCUGAAGUCCCUGAUUACGAAGCUGGACCUCCCACUUAUUGUGGCCUGGAUAGGGGACAAUUUUAUCCCCUUUAUUUCUGAGCGUCUACAGAAGCAGCUCCCGGUUCUGUUCUUUGAUUUUGAGCCCAAUCCAUUGACAGCAACAUACAAUGUUACAAGUGUUCACCUUCCUUCAUGUGUUCCGACAGAAAACCAGUUAAUGGCGGCCUGUGAAUUCCGGUGGAAUAAUCUAGAGAAGUUUGUGUGGAAUAAAAUUCAAGUAAACAUUCCUGAGGCAGCUCAUGUGAUCUCAAAAUUAAAGUUUCCUCCGCAACAGUAUCAGGCACUCCUACAGGCUUAUUCUAAAACGUUGUCUACAGAAAAAGUGGCUUGUGAUUGGUUGAAGGACAAUGAAGUGACCUGGAGGUCGUGGAUACCACCUGAUCUAUCCCAUAAGCCCCGCAUUUUCCUCUUGGGAAUGUUUCCUCUAAGUGGUAGCCUGUGGCAACAACCGGGUCUAAAAGCAGCCGCGGAGCUGGCUGUCCGUCGAGUAAAUCUAGAUAAGGCAGUUCUUCCUAAGUACGACCUCCAGGUUCUCUACAUCGACAGUCAAUGUAAGGCUGACGUAGCCAUGAAAGAGUUCAUCAAGUACGUCCAGAACAACCACUUCGGUCCCAUCGCUGGAGUUUUAGGUCCUGCCUGUUCGGAUGAAGCAGAACCCAUCGCUUCCCUUUCUAAACAUUUCCACAUGCUGACGGUCAGCUACGGUGCUGAGUCUUCCUCCCUGUCUGACAGAGUUACUUACCCUUAUUUCUACAGGACAAUUCCUCACGCCGGUCACCACAAAUACAUCUACCAGCAAAUGUUCUCCCAGAUGGGCUGGGGGCAAGUGGGUGCCCUGGCGGAGAGGACCCAGGAUUUCCCAGAAUACCAUGUAGCUCUACAGGACUUCCUGAAGCAGCAUGGAAUCAACAUGGUGGUCAAACGGAACAUCAGAGCCAUCAACCCCAACACUGACUUCACUCAGGUGUUUGCUGACUUAAGAUCAGCCAAUGCCAGAAUUAUCAUCGCUGACUUCUUCCCAUCCACAGCCAGACUUGUCAUGUGUGAAGCUUACAAACAGAGAAUGACUGGGCAUGAGGGGUAUGUUUGGUUUCUCCCUGGUUGGUAUGAACAUGACUGGUGGGACGUGGAUUACCACAACAAACAAGUCCACCCCCAGGACGCCGUGCCCUGCGACACGGGAAUGAUGAGAUACGCUGUGGACGGACAUUUCAUGCUGUCCAAAGUGUUUUCUGGCUCCAUUAAAUCAUUAGUGAUUGGAAACCUGACAGUGGGACGGUACAAACAGCUGUACACCGAACAGAUCAGUAAACAGGGUGUAACAUCGAGUUCGUUUGCAAGCUUUGUGUACGACGCGGUGUGGGUUUAUGCCCUGGCAUUGCAUUCCUUGCUGGAGUCUGAUCCGAGUGCCGUCAAACAUUUUCAUUCAGAAAGAAACACAAGGCGUCUAGUGGCCAAUAUUGCAAGGACAAACUUCCGGGGAGCCUCAGGGGAGAUGCGUUUUGAGGGGAGUGAUCGUCCCAGUGACAUUAAUUUGAUGCAGUUCUUCCACAAUGGAACCUGUGUGAUUGGUUCUUACAAACCAGGAACUGCACUCAAAGGGGGAAAACUCCACCUUGACGUGUCCAAAAUUAAAUGGCUGACUUCUACUGGAGAAGCUCCCACUGAUGGGCAGAGAGGGAGUGAGCAUUGUGUGAUUGAGAACCUGCGGCAGUUUUUUGGAGUGACCUGUGAGAUGGCUAUCAUCAUCGCUAAUAUCAUCGGGUUCGCUUUCCUCAUUGUCCUGGUGCUGGUUGUCAUCGUCUUCAUUAAAUACAGGUAUGAUGUAAAGAUGCGCAGCACACAUGACCGUAUGAAGGAGCUAGGUCUGCUGCCCAAUGACUUUGCCAAAUGUUUUACUCUAGAUGAGUGGGAGAUGCCCAGGGACAAAGUGGUUCUGAACAGGAAGCUUGGGGAGGGGGCGUUUGGUACCGUGUAUGGUGGGGAAGCCUAUCAGGACAACGAAUUGUGGGUAGCUGUCGCGGUGAAAACACUGAAGAUUGGAUCAAGGGUGGAGGAAAAGAUUGACUUCCUGAGUGAAGCAGAGAUUAUGAAGAGAUUUCACCAUCCAAACAUCGUACAACUACUGGGAGUGUGCACUCGAGGGGAGCCGUUCAUGGCCAUCAUGGAAUUUCACCUGUACGGUGAUUUGAAGACUUACCUGCUGUCCCGUCGAAACCUAGUGGGCCUGGAGUGUAAGGAAGCGGACGAAAUCCGGCCGGAGAGACUGACCAUGAUGGCUUUAGAUAUCUCCUGUGGCCUCCGCUAUAUCCAUGACUUAAAAUACGUGCACAGAGAUCUGGCCUGUAGGAAUUGUUUGAUUCACUCCAGCGGUCGAGUGAAGAUUGGAGACUUUGGAAUGACUCGUCCAAUCAUCGAAUCCGAUUACUACAGAUUUACAAAGAAAGGCAUGCUCCCAGUCAGAUGGAUGUCCCCAGAGAGUUUAUCGGACGGCCUCUUCACGGCUAAAUCAGAUAUGUGGAGUUAUGGAGUGUUACUGUAUGAGAUUGUGACAUUUGGAAGUUUUCCUUAUCAAGGUCUGUCCAACAGCCAAGUAGUGGAGUUUGUCCGCUCUGGAUCCCGUCUGAUGCUACCUCGACAGUGUUCAGAGGACCUGUGUACAUUUAUUUACAGUUGUCUAGCCUACGAGCCCUGCGACAGACCUAACACCUGUGAGGUCAUUGACCAGCUGCUGAAGCACCCCGACUUCCUCCUCCCCUGCUUAGAUGCCCCCACAACAAGUGUGGAGGACACGGAAGACACAGAGCUUCUGACAUCAUCACAGCAUAAUACUAUCACCAAAUCCCAUUCCUUGAACCUCACAACUCUGUUAAAUCGCUUAUCUACUGCCUCCAAUGAUGGCAAGAGACUCAGUGGAGCCAGCCAAGGGGGCAAGACCCCCUCCAAGUACACCAUCAAGACGUUUGUGCCCGCCAUUCUGGGUCGCCCCAGAAGCAACAGCAUUAGCUCCCCUCAACCUAGUCAGAAAAAUCAUGAAUAUUUUGAAAUCCAUGACGAAAGUCCCUCUAAUACCUUGGUGAAAUCUCAUCGUCAUUCUCUGGAACUCCAGAGGGAACUCAUUCAAAUGGAGCCUAGCAUUUCACUGGGGGAUACAUAUCCCACCGCCGGGGAACGAACAGACACCACAAGUGAUUAUUUCAGUGACAAUUCCAAAGAGAUUGUUCAAAACCUGACAUUCGAGUUUUGUCAAACAAUUACGUCACUAUGAUUGUCAAUCAAAAUUUGUCUCAAAAAGAACUGCAUUCAAGUCCCCCCCCCCUUUCCCCCGAUAUUCCAUUUUGUACAUAGCAUUCAGUGUUCCUACAUAACAUAGCAGCUUGCCCACAUUAAUUUAUCAUGUGCCUAUCAGCCUUAGACUGAAGAAAUAAAUGGUGCUUAAUCUCCUCCCUCAGAGGACAUUGUCUCCAAAACCUGUGAUAAUUCCGUCGUCUCGACAGCGGGACGUUCAUGACCAGUUUUACGUCAUGUCAUUUGAAUUGAUUGUAUUUGUCAGGGAUACAACAUUUGAUGAAAUCUUACGUGUACAUACUAAGGCUAAGAAAAAAAAUCUUUGAUUCUUAAGCUCUAUCAUAUCAGUUCCAGAUAUUCUGAUAAGGGAGGUAACUUGAAAUUCAAUUUUAGACACAAAGUUUAAGGAUGUUAAAAGUUGCUAAAAUAAUGUAUGUAUGCAUACUCUUUAAUAAAUGGAAAGAAAACAUUGAUCAUAAAUAAUAUUAGAAUAUAAUGAAUGAUAUAGAAUAUUUCUACCGAUUUUUUUUUUUUUUUUUUUUUUUUUUUUUAGAAUUUUGACAGUUGAUGGAAGUCCAAAAUGCUUCAGGGGGGUGAAAAUGAAUAAAAAUAAACUUCACAUUAAAAUUUUAGCUGAAGAAUCAAAAGAUAAAUUAUCCAAGCCUUAAACUAUACAUUUAGUAAUAUGCAGGGAUGACUUAUGUAAAUGUACAAACAUUUCUCAUACUCAUAUGGCAUGAAUUCAUUUACAUCAAAAUGAUUGCAAUGAUGAUGUCGUGAAAAGACAAUGCUUUCAUGUAAUGAUGAGAAUGACAGUAUACAAAUGUAUGUUUGGUUUCAGAAUCUCCGAGUAUUGCAGUCCCCUAGGUGAUUUCCUGAUUUAUUGUAAGUUUUAUACAGUAAGCUUUACUAAAGAUACUUAAUGUGUCAGGGACUUUUGUUGUUUUGAUUCUUUGUUCUGAUGUACAUGGACCAGUUAACUUCACAAUUUCUCAUCAUGACAAGCAAUAAGUCUGAUUUAUUCCAUCAUUGUCACUGUGUGUACAUUUAUCAUCCUAUUAAUACCUACAAUAAACUGUUUUUGUGUG